Eufriesea mexicana is the source of this 1903-nucleotide messenger RNA. RefSeq names its product transmembrane protein 164. Bases 567 to 1463 code for a protein of 298 amino acids. The record is from RefSeq and is a predicted model, not a curated record. NCBI's taxonomy places the organism in Eukaryota, Metazoa, Arthropoda, Insecta, Hymenoptera, Apidae. The transcript has 6 exons.
GCUGAAUCGGUAAUGUUGCGAACAACGUGAAUAUGUUAACAGAGUUUUGAUGUUCUCAAAAAGCCUAUGUCAACAGCAGACGUCAAAUUUGUUGACAAAAGAUAAUUUCUGACGUGAGUCCUGUGCGUGCUUGCGUGUAUGCGUGCUUGCGUGUAUGCGUGCAUGCGUGCGUGCGUGAAAAAGAGAGAGAUAGAGCGAUUAGCCACGAGAGGGCACAAAAGCAGCCGGCAAUAGAAGUGAGUGAGCAUCGCGUGUGAGCAGAAGUGAAGAAUCUAAAAGACGUAUAACCCGUUGCAAUCCUGUAUAAUAGUGCUCUGUCCUGCUGAUUUGGUUGCUUCUUUCGGUUUUACGAGUGUAGUAGACGUUUCCUUAUUAUUUUCUGUGUAAAUUCCUCUUUGUUUCUCGAUAUAAAUUACGACACCAAUCGCGGUACAAAGUAUGAAGAUAAUUUGUAUUUAGUACGGCUUAUUAUAUAGUGCAUACAACUUUGAAGUGCAUUACAUUAUUUACGUGUUUACCACCGCAUAAAGUCAAAGAAAAUACUCGUAUAAAACGAAUUUACAGCAAUGUUUGAAUGGGCAUAUGAUGGUGUUAAUGUCUCGAUACCACGUAAUGCAGGACCAGAAUGUGCAAACUACUUAAGCCCAAAACGAAGAAUCAUUGAAACAUCAUUGAUAUCGGUGUUCAUAGUAGGUUGCCUAGUUUGGGGGUACAAACAUAUUAAAUUGCCAACCAAAGUAUCAUACGUAAAUCAUGACCGUGUUGGCAGAAGAGUUUUAUUAAUUAUUAUGUCAUUAGUAUUAGGAAUAGAAAUUGGUUUUAAAUUUACCAGCAGAACAGUAGUAUAUAUAUUGAAUCCUUGCCAUAUAACAACAGCGGUACAGCUAUAUUUGCUGGCUGCAGAUCCUAGUCCUACAGUCACAGCUAUAUUUAGGAUACAUUUAAAUUUUUUGAAUGGACCUGUUCUAGCAUAUUUAUUUCCUGAGACAGAAUCUCGCAGAAUAUUUGCAGACAAAGCAAUGUACUACAUUCAGCAUGGUUUAAUGGUAGUGAUACCAUAUUAUUUACUGAGGAUUGGAGGUGUUUAUAAUGUUGAGCCUUUGUCAGAUAUGAGUUGGUGUAUUUUAAGCUAUGGAAUAAAUUUAGCUUAUCAUUUCUGGGUUAUCCAAGCUGUUGCUUUGCCUAUACAAGUAAACCUUAGUCAUAUGUUAUGUGCAGCUGUUCUAGACCCUUUUGAAGGUCAAUAUUAUAGAAUAUGGGCAUUUAUUCAUCAAGCAUUAUUAUGUCCAUUAUUAUGCAAAUUAUUUUGCUAUAUAUCAGACUUCUUCUUAACAAAGUUUCCACUAACUAAAACAAAACCGACAUUGGAGUGUGUACUUCCAAAAAAAAAUAAAUUUGAAGAGAAUGAGAAGUUAUACGAGGACACAAAUACUUCAGGGAAUGGACAUACUCACGUAAAUUAGGUCAGUAUUUCGUAAUCCAGGUGAACGUAAUGUCGGCUGCAGUUCAGUGAGUAUUUGAUGAUACACAGAAAUAGAUAAGUUUAUAUGUCAAUAAUCAAAUGAAGACAAGCCAAUUUGUGCAUUCAUAAUUGUACAGUUGUCACCUGUGAAAAUUACAGGUCCUUGUUCCAAAUAAACACAUUUGUAGUUAUUUUUUACACUGUAUGCGUGAAUACAGUGAAUAGGAACAGUGCAGGGCAAACUAUAGUAGUAAUCAGGAAUUUAUAAAUUUUAAUUUAUUACAUAACGAAUAUUUUACGAGUUUUAAGUAGUGUGCUACUAUUAACUCUGUAGCAGAGUUUUCCUGCUUAGAUUUUUUCCAAAUACGAAAAUCCUAUGAUUUUGCAUUUGCGAUACGUCUGUGAUUAGAAAUAUUAUACGAGAAUUAGUUUCUUAUUUAA